Amblyraja radiata (thorny skate) is the source of this 3377-nucleotide messenger RNA. RefSeq names its product nuclear receptor ROR-alpha A. Gene Ontology annotation, biological process: regulation of transcription by RNA polymerase II. Gene Ontology annotation, cellular component: nucleus. The transcript is spliced from 10 exons. The coding region runs from base 109 to 1512 and encodes 467 amino acids. NCBI's taxonomy places the organism in Eukaryota, Metazoa, Chordata, Chondrichthyes, Rajiformes, Rajidae. The record is from RefSeq and is a predicted model, not a curated record. Gene Ontology annotation, molecular function: zinc ion binding; nuclear receptor activity; RNA polymerase II cis-regulatory region sequence-specific DNA binding.
ACGGCGGGAAGGGCGGAGGGAGGCGCGGCGCUGAGGCGAGGCGAUCCCAGCCCAGCCCGGCCGUGCCGCCUCCCUCCCUCCCUACCUACCCACCCGGACAACACAACCAUGCAUGUGCUGUGCUCGGCGAUGAAAGCUCAAAUUGAAAUCAUCCCAUGCAAGAUCUGUGGAGAUAAAUCAUCAGGAAUCCAUUACGGAGUCAUCACCUGCGAAGGCUGCAAGGGGUUCUUCCGGAGAAGCCAGCAGAGCAAUGCCACCUACUCGUGCCCGCGGCAGAAGAACUGUCUGAUUGACCGAACAAGCCGCAAUCGGUGCCAGCACUGUCGCUUACAGAAGUGUCUGACGGUGGGGAUGUCUCGCGAUGCUGUCAAGUUUGGCCGCAUGAGCAAGAAGCAGAGGGACAGCCUGUACGCAGAGGUGCAGAAGCAUCGGCUGCAGCAACAGCAGCAGCAGCAGAGGGACCAGCCGCAGCCUCCCGGCGAGGCAGAGCCCCUCACCCCACCUUACAGCGGCCUGGCAGAACUCAACAACGACCUCAGCAACCUGUACGUGGACGGGCAGGCAGCCGAGGUGGGCAAGGCAGAGCCGGCCAUGAACAACCUCUACCUGGACAUUCAGCCCUCUCCUGACCAGUCCGGUCUAGACAUCAACGGCAUUAAGCAGGAACCCAUUUGUGAAUAUGCAACAGGACCAGACUUCUUCCCCUACUGUUCCUUUGCAGAUGGGGAAACCUCUCCGACUGCCUCGAUGGCAGAGCUAGAGCACCUUGCACAGAACAUUGCCAAGUCCCACAUUGAGACCUGCCAAUACCUCCAGGAGGAGCUCCAGCAACUGAUGUGGCAAACAUACGUGCGGGAGGAGCUGGAGAUUUAUCUGAACAAGCCCAGGGAGGUGAUGUGGCAGUUGUGUGCUAUCAAGAUCACAGAGGCGAUUCAAUAUGUGGUGGAGUUUGCCAAACGCAUUGAUGGAUUCAUGGAACUGUGUCAAAACGAUCAGAUCGUACUUCUGAAAGCAGGUUCUUUAGAAGUUGUGUUCGUCCGAAUGUGUCGAGCUUUCGACUGCCAGAACAACACCGUGUAUUUUGACGGGAAGUUUGCCGGCCCAGAUGUCUUCAAAUCACUGGGUUGUGAUGACUUGAUCAACUCCAUCUUUGAAACUGGCAAAAGUCUGUGUGCGCUGCACUUGGUGGAGGAUGAGAUUGCCUUGUUUUCUGCUUACGUGUUAAUCUCGGCUGACCGCCUGUGGCUGCAGGAGAAGCUCAAAGUGGAGAAGCUGCAGCAGAGGAUCCAGCUGGCACUUCAACACCUACUGCAGAAGCACCACCGAGAGGAUGGCGUUCUCACCAAGCUCCUAUCUAAAGUGACUACAUUACGAGCACUGUGCAAUCGACACACGGAGAAGCUCUCCUCAUUUAAAGCAACACACCCCGACAUCGUGCGCGUGCACUUCCCACCGCUGUACAAGGAGCUGUUCGGCUCCGAGUUUGAGCAGAUGAUGCCAGCAGAAGGUUAACGAUUGGCACCAGCGCACACCGAUGCCAGGACAUCCUGCCACGGGUGAAGUGAGAGGACACUGGCUCCAUGCCCCAGCCACGCGCACAAGCCCAGGAGAUCAAAGAGGUGGCACGGUCCUGGCAGGGAACAUUGGGGCGGGGUAUUAACAUUAGUUUCCUAGUGAAAGUUGAACCUGUUUUCUCAUGCAUUUAGUUUGUGUAGAGCACAGUGUACAGUGACAUUAUAAUGCUGAGAAGCUUAUUUAGAGCCAAUCUUUUACAGGGUAUAUUGAGUAAAUACAUUGAAUAUAGCAUUUAAUAUCAGUAUAUCAUUUUAACCUUGAUGUGCUGUGAGAUGAUAUAUGAAUCUAUAUUUUAAGCACCUUUUCGCAAUUUGUACAUGAUAUGUUGGUAUUUAUUAACUCUGUUAGAGGACAUGCACAAGAAAUGUUAUUGUGGAGUGUACAGGAGGAGUUGGGAGUUUCAGAUGCUGCUGUUUAAGUUGAUGCUUGUGUGUUGUAGGAAUGCCCACACAAUUAGUUUGGUUUACAAAACGCACUCCACUUUCCAUUGUCUGUGUGGCUGGUUAGUGUGCAAUUGAUUUGGUUCCAGAAUAGUACAGUGAAAGGAGGUGGAAGCAAAUAAUUUAUUAAAUACAAAGGCUUGUCUGGACCACUUAAGAAAGAGUUCUAUUUUUAUAACCCUCGUACAAAUAUUAGGAAGCACUUAAAAUAUUCCUGCAAUAAAAGAGAUGUGAUUUGUGUAAGAUUUUGUUUUGUAAGGCAAGACAAUAAUGGAAAGAAUUGUUAUUUUCUAAAGGCUUGGUAAUAUUUUCUUCUGAGACCAUGUCUGAUUCUGUCUUGUGAGACAUUUUUCAUCUGAUGUUUAUAUGUUUUCCGGCAAAUGUCCUUGAAAUGGAGGUUUCCUCGUGGAACAACAUUCCAAAAAUGUGUGAGUAUGUCGAAUAGUCCAAAGCACACGUCUGAUUUUGGGUGGGGAGUGUGGGUGGGUAAGGUUAGAUGUGGGUGUACAUUGGUGGAUGGCAGCGAGAAUGCAUGGGUGUGUGCAGGAGGGGAUGUAUGGGUCUGUGUGGGGCUGUACGGGUGACAGAAUCGGUGUACCUUUGGAGGCGAGUGCGAAGAUAUGUGGGUGUACAUGGAUGUGUGUUUGUGGGAGUGUGCUCACUUGUGGUGAGUCUGGGUCACUGUUGCUUUUUGCACGCCUCAUUCCUCCGUAGUGCAAUAUGUAAAAGGGCACUGACUGGUGCAUAUUUAACCCCUCAGGGAAGUAAACGGUGUGUUUAUGCAGUCACUUCUUGUGCUAAGGGCUGUCGUCUGGAUUAUUUAUGUGUGUGUCCGUGUGUGAGGCAGUCCCGGAAUUAGUCUGGCUCGAGGAUCACUCGGGAUGAUCGGAACUUUGCACUUAGGCCAGUGUUUGUUUGAAAUGCAGUUACCAUUGAUACACUGGCUGGUAUUGUUGUUACUGUGGUCUGUUACUAUCAGUACACAUGGCUGGCAUUGUUACUGGGGUGUGUUACCAUUGGUACGCAUGGCUGCCACUGUUGUUACUGUGUCGGAAGGAACUGCAGAUGCUGGUUUAUACCAAAGAUGGACACAAAACACUGGAGUAACUCAGCGGGCCAGGCAGCAUCUCUGGAAAAAAAGAAUAGGUGACGUUUGGGGUCGGAACCCUUCUAUGGACCCCCCUUGCCACCAUGCACUGGCACCAGCAGGACCUCCCUCUCCCACAGCUCCGUAUAUUGUUUGCUCUUUCACAAAUCUGUCCAACCUGAUCUUGGCUUUGGUGUAUUAUUGUCAUAUACACCAGAGUCUAGGACGAGAGAUCAUGGCCUCAGAAUUAAAGGACAUUCUUUUAGGAAGGAGAU